Molecule: messenger RNA, 2470 nt
Organism: Pungitius pungitius (ninespine stickleback)
Lineage: Eukaryota; Metazoa; Chordata; Actinopteri; Perciformes; Gasterosteidae
Product: occludin
Exons: 9
Coding region: 286-1917 (543 amino acids)
Biological process (GO): bicellular tight junction assembly; snRNA transcription by RNA polymerase II; positive regulation of transcription elongation by RNA polymerase II
Cellular component (GO): transcription elongation factor complex; bicellular tight junction; membrane
Molecular function (GO): cis-regulatory region sequence-specific DNA binding
Source: RefSeq, a predicted model, not a curated record
CCGAGGACAGGCGGGGACGACGCACUUGUUCCUGGAGCUGUUUGACCGCGAAGGAGCCCGUUUGUCCGUCUCCGCCCGGGACAGCAGCUCGAAGCGGAGUGGCGACCUUCUCGUUUAGUCUCUCAACAACAACGUUACUUCCAUAUUACUCCAAACAAUCCCUUCAUCUUCAGACGGACCUAUUUUUCUUUUCUCAAACUGUUCCAAACUUUCAGAACAGGUUGGAGUUUGGACCGUGAACAGAGACUCCUCCAGCGGUCCUCAGUCGGGGACGUCUUCAAAGCCAUGUUUGACAAGCAGCCCUACGAGAGUCCCCCCGUCUACAGUCCUCCCUUCAGCUCGCCCUCCAACAACGGCUUCGGCCCCCCUGCAGGCAGCUUCCGUGGCCCUCAGAGCGAUUACAACGCGUACCCCCCCCCCCCGGGGUCCUACUACAUCGAGGACAGGCCGCAACACUUCUACAAAUGGCUGUCACCUCCGGGCAUCAUCAAGGCCAUGAUGGCGUCGGUGAUCGUGUUGUGCCUGGCGAUAUUUGCCUGCGUUGCCUCGACGCUGAUGUGGGACAUGCAGUAUGGGAUGGGGAUGGGGAUGGGGAUGGGCAGUGGAUACGGUGGCAGCAGCUACGGAGGCUACGGAGGCUACGGAGGAGGCUACGGAGGAGGCUACGGAGGAGGCUACGGCAGCAGCUAUGGCUCCUACGUCUCGCCCUACUCGGCCAAAACCACCAUGAUUGCCAUGGCGGCCAUCAACUUCAUAGGGGCACUGGUCUUCUUCAUUGCCACCUUCUCUAAAUCCGACAGCGUGCACAGUAGGAAGUUCUUCCUGGUCGUCCUGAUAAGCAGCAUCAUCAUGGCUGUGCUGCAGGGCAUCAUCAGCAUCGUCUACAUUGUCGGGGUGAACCCCAUGGCCCAGGGAACCUCCAGUAUGAUGUACAACCCCAUGUUAAUGAUGUGCCAGAACCUCUACCAGACCACCUACUCACAGAUGGGAGGAGUGGGAGGCUUCCCCAUGUACAACCAGUACCUCUACCACUACUGCUUUGUUGACCCACAGGAGGGGAUCGCCAUGGCCUGUGGGUUCCUGGUUGUCGUUGCCUUCGGAGUCGCGGCUUUCUUUGCCCACAAGACGAGAGGGAAGAUCUGGCGCUACGGCAAACCCAACAUCUACUGGCAGGAGCCUCUGGCGGGCGGGAAAGCCUCAGAAGGCAGAGACGUGGAGGAAUGGGUGAACAAUGUGGAGGAAAGCCGCAGCGCUCAGGACGCCCCCCCCCUGCUGGUGUCCGAGAAGGGAGCCGGGCUGCUCAACGCCUCAGCAAACAGUGUCAUCUUCUUCCCCCCGGCCAAGCUGGACAGCAGCUCCUACAACGAGGACACCUACGACAAGAAAGAGUUCUCCGACAGGACCACCAGCAGACCAUCAGAAGCCUUGUCCCACGGUGGAAGAACCAGCUCCAGCCCGUCAGAGGAGACCGGCGGACGCAAGCCCUCAGCAAACCGCGGCAAGAGACGCAGACGUAACCCGGAGCUGGAUGAGUCUCAGUAUGAGACGGAGUACACCACCGGAGGAGAGACGGGCAACGAACUGGACGCAGAAGAGUGGGAGAACACGUACCCAGAUAUAACAUCUGAUGCUCAGCGCCAAGACUAUAAGAGAGAGUUCGAUGUGGACCUCAGAGAAUACAAGCGCCUGUGUACUGAGAUGGACGACAUUAACGACCAGCUGAACAAACUCAGCCGGCUGCUGGACACACUGGAUCACACCUCUGCCAAAUACCAGGGUGUAGCAGAUGAAUACAACCAGUUGAAGGAUCUGAAGCAGACGCCCGACUACAGGUCCAAGAAGAGAGAGUGUCGCAGGCUGAGACUCAAGCUGUUCCACAUCAAGCGCAUAGUGAAGGUUUACGACAAGAAGCACUGAUGGACUGAUCAACACACUGAGACACACACCCAUGCACUCCAAAAAACCACAAAGACUGUGACAUGACCAAAGUUACUUCUUCCCCACACACACACACACGCGCGCAUAGAGAGCAUCAGAUAUGAAUACUACUACUUUGUUUGUAGGAAAGUGCAGGGUGCUGAGCUGAAGCAAACACUUUCCUCUCGUGCGUGAGUCAGCAUGACUUGUGGGGACCGGAGGGUGUGGUUUGGAUUAAGGACAUUUAAAAGUCACCUGACCUUCGGUCGCCUGUGAUAACAUUGUGAUAACUCUCUGUGGCUGUUUGCUCUCCCACUUUUCAUUGUUUCAGCUCCACAGAUAAGCGGUGGAACAGUAUUGUAGAGAACGGAGUUGUCUGGGAAACGGAGAUUGUUUUGGGAGCAAAAUCUUUGUCACAUCUGAACUUUAGUUUAUUUCUUUUCUAAUUUUUUGUGUCGGCAUUUGUAAUAUAUUUUAACAUUGGUAAAGUUGAAAAACUGCCCUUUGCUGGGACUUGGUGUUUUUACUUUCUUUUUUUGGUGUAAACCAAUAU